This is a messenger RNA of Medioppia subpectinata, 1294 nucleotides long. The record is from the annotation of a GenBank genome assembly. Lineage: Eukaryota; Metazoa; Arthropoda; Arachnida; Sarcoptiformes; Oppiidae.
AUGGUGAUAAAAGAAUUGGUAAUCCUGUCAUCACUUUUGGUAAUAAUCAUUAAAUGUGAGCCCAAUUACGAGCGCAUUGACUGCAAUUCAGCCACAUUUCUAUAUCCGUGUCGGUGUCUAAACGAUCCCCGAAAUGAGGCCAAAGUGGAGACAAUCAACUGCACCGGCGGUCCGUUGGAAUUGAAGCAGAUAUCACAAGAACUGAAUGAUAGACUAUUAGGUGAUCGCAAAUAUCCCAAAUCCUAUAAAAUCCAAAAGCUUGUGAUUCAAAACACACCGAUUCAACAAAUCCGGUCCAAAGUGUUUGAAAGGAUACCUUUCGUCGAAAUCAUUAUUAAAGACAAUCACGAACUCCAUUACAUCGACCGAAACGCCUUUAAUGGUAGCGCCGAUAGUCUGGAAGUGAUUAACUUAAUCGACAACAGAAAACUAGCCGAAGCCUCGCAUACGGCGGCCGAUCUCUGGAUAUUAUUGAGUAAAUUUGUAAAAUUGCGUGAAAUAAAAGUGACGGGAAAUGGUAUCACUUCUAUCCCGAGUCACGCCUUCCGUUCAGUGGACGGCCAAAGAGAUCGUCUAAAACACAUCGAUUUGAGUCAUAACCAAAUCCAUACGAUCGGCGACUUUGCUUUCGAGGCGUUAACCUCUCCAUCGCUGGACUUAAUUUUCUCGCACAACAAAAUCAGAACAAUUGGCAAAAAUGUGUUCCGAUUCCAAGAGUCGCGAGAAGUGAUUCGUAUGAUUGACUUGAGUCACAAUCAACUGUACUCCCAGUCCUUUGACGUCGAGUCGUUCAGCCGAAUGGGUCGUCCGCUCGCUAUUCUGUCCCUUAAGGACAACAAAAUGGACGCAUUGUCUGAGAAGACUUUCGGACCACUGUUUGAUCGGUCGGACAAAAACUACUUUGUGUUGGAAGUGGUGGGGAAUAACAUUCAUUGCGAUUGUCCUCUUGGAUGGACAGUACGAACCAAAUACUGUUACACCGAUAAGUCAGUUCCGGUCAGUCAUCAGAUCGUAUCCCUUAAAUGCGGUCCCAAAUCGAUAUCUCAGUACGACUUCUCCUAUUGUUCACAAAUGGAGGAGCGAUUGUCGCCGUCGUGCAGAACCAGUGGACACAACACAGCCAUCCCUUUACUACAAACUAAUCACAAAUUGUUUGCCUUCACUAUAAUGAGUGCAUUAAUUAUGUUUUCGUUUUAAUUUAUGUUAAUCAUUAAUUUUGAAAGAAAUUUUAAUUAUUUCUUUCAUUUGUGGAGAAAAAUAAAUUUCAUUAACAUAUUAUGUAAAUUAACGCCAA